Messenger RNA from Labrus bergylta (ballan wrasse), 4872 nucleotides. It is a transcript of the gene pkn2a, whose product is annotated as protein kinase N2a. Gene Ontology annotation, biological process: peptidyl-serine phosphorylation; intracellular signal transduction. Gene Ontology annotation, molecular function: protein serine/threonine kinase activity; ATP binding; small GTPase binding. The record is from RefSeq and is a predicted model, not a curated record. Lineage: Eukaryota; Metazoa; Chordata; Actinopteri; Labriformes; Labridae.
UUUCUCCAACUGCUCUGGGACACAUUCAUGCCUCCACUCUCUUAUUUAUGAUCACCAGUCCGCCCUCCAGGACCCUUCUAGGUCGGUGUGACCGCAUCCAUGAAGUGUGAAGACGACAUGGGAGUCCCCGUGUACCCGAGAUGACCGAUGAUUUGGUCAAAUAGUCACUUCUUUUCGUCGCCAGAGAGGGAAACUUAAAACAAGGCUUGUUUUUGGAGUCCCACCUCCCCUCCUCUCUCCCCGUAGGAUUUGAUUCAAAGGCUAAAAACCAAGAUGGCCGCCGAUUCCGUGCAGGGGGAUACCAGGGGCCAGAUGGUGGCGGAGAGACUGGGUCUAGGACACAACCUGGACCUGUCCGACACCAUGGUCCAACAGAAGCUGGACGAGAUCAAGGAGCAGAUCCCGGAGAUCCGCAAGGAGCUGAAGAUAAAAGAAGGAGCGGAAAACCUACGAAAGGUCACUACAGACAAGAAAAGCCUGGCGUAUGUCGACAACAUGCUGAAAAAAUCCAACAAGAAGGUUGAGGAGCUUCACCAGGAGCUGCAAGAGCUCAACGCCCACAUCGUGGUCAAAGACCCCGAAGAGCUGCUAGAAUGCCCUUUGACCCCAGAUACCCCCAACAGUGAGGUGAGAAUGUGCACAAGCAGCAGCCGCCUGGCCGCCCUGAAAAGACAGAAUGACAUCGAGCUCAAGGUCAAACAGGGAGCAGAGAACAUGAUUCUGAUGUACUCCAACGGACCCUCCAAGGAUCGUAAGUUGCUAGCAACCGCCCAGCAGAUGCUUCAGGACAGCAAGACGAAGAUCGAGUUCAUUAGGAUGCAGAUUCUCAAGGCCAGCCAGGCCAGCGAGCUGAGCUUCGAGAGUAAUGAUGUGAUGGACAAGCCCAUAAUCAGCCCGCUGGACCUUCGGGUGGAGGAGCUUUGUCACCACGCGAAGAUAGAGUCUGCUGUGGCCGAAGGAGCCAAGAACGUCAUGAAGCUCCUGGGAACGGGAAAGGUCACGGAGAAAAGAGCACAUUCAGAGGCCCAGGCUCGUUUCAAUGAGUCCAGUCAGAAGCUCGACCUCCUGAGAUAUUCUUUGGAGCAACGCCUCAACGAGCUGCCUAAAAACCAUCCUCGCAGCAUCAGCAUCAUUGAAGAGCUGUCUCUGCUGUCCUCACCGGCCCUCAGUCCCAGAUCCAGCAUCAUCUCCACACAGAACCAGUACAGCACCGUGACCAAGCCCGCCGCGCUCACAGGCACGUUGGAUGUCAGGCUCAUGGGCUGUCAAGACCUUCUGGAAAAUGUCCCUGGUCGUUCUAAAGCUGCAUCUGUCCCACUGCCGGGCUGGAGCCCCAGCGAGACAAGAUCGUCCUUCAUCAGCCGAGCCAACCGAAACCGUGGUGUGAGCUCACGUAACCUGACAAAGAGCGAGGAGCUUUCCAAUGAGAUCAGUGCCGUGUUGAAGCUCGACAACACGGUAGUCGGCCAGACAAGCUGGAAGUUGGUCAGCAACCAGGCCUGGGACCAGAAGUUUACAUUGGAGCUGGACCGGUCUCGUGAGCUGGAGAUCUCGGUCUACUGGCGGGAUUGGCGUUCGCUGUGCGCUGUCAAGUUCCUGAGGCUGGAGGACUUCCUGGACAACCAGCGUCAUGGGAUGUGUCUAUACCUGGAGCCACAGGGGAUGCUGUUUGCUGAGGUAACGUUUUUCAAUCCUGUCAUCGAGAGAAGACCAAAGCUGCAAAGACAAAAGAAGAUUUUCUCGAAGCAGCAAGGUAAAACCUUUCUGCGAGCCCCUCAGAUGAACAUCAAUAUAGCCACGUGGGGCCGCCUGGUGAGAAGAGCCAUACCGACCGUUAGCACCAACUCAUUCAGCCCUCAGGUGGCUGAUACCGGGCCCAGCAGUCUGCCUGGAUCUCCCACACCCAGCAGUGACCCACUGGUGACCAAGCUGGACUUUGACAAAGAGCCCACCCCAGGACCCAAACACUACCCAGUACCCGAUGACAACCGAGAACCUCUGGUGCAAGGCCAGCUGCCUGACAAAGAGGAGGUCCAGGAUGCCCUCGCCUCCUUCGACUUCUUGAACAAGAGAAAUAGCAUAGCGGUGAAGCCAGACCUGGACAGAGUGGUGGAGCACGAGAUCCAGCAUCCCGACCUGGAGCUGAUCUCCAUCCAGAAAGACUCGGAGAUAAGGGAUGAAGAGCAGUUUCACUUCAGUCUCAAGGACUUCAAAUGCGUGGCCGUCCUCGGUCGUGGACACUUUGGAAAGGUGUUGUUAGCCGAAUACAAAAGCACCGGAGAGAUGUUUGCCAUCAAAGCUCUGAAGAAAGGAGACAUCGUGGCUCGCGAUGAGGUGGACAGUCUGAUGUGCGAGAAAAGGAUUUUUGAAACGGUCAACUGCGUCCGACACCCGUUCCUGGUCAACUUGUUUGCGUGUUUCCAGACGCAGGAGCACGUUUGUUUUGUCAUGGAGUAUGCAGCGGGAGGCGACCUGAUGAUGCACAUCCACGCUGAUGUUUUCGCUGAGCCCAGGGCUGUGUUUUAUGCUGCCUGUGUCGUAUUGGGAUUACAGUUCUUGCAUGAACACAAGAUUGUGUACAGAGAUUUGAAGCUGGAUAACCUGCUCCUGGACACAGAGGGUUAUGUGAAGAUCGCCGACUUUGGGCUUUGCAAAGAAGGAAUGGGUUUCAGGGAUCGCACCAGCACAUUUUGUGGCACACCGGAGUUUCUGGCUCCAGAGGUUCUGACUGAAACAUCGUACACCCGCGCAGUCGACUGGUGGGGGCUGGGCGUCCUUAUAUUUGAGAUGCUGGUUGGGGAGUCGCCCUUCCCUGGUGACGAUGAGGAGGAGGUGUUUGACAGCAUCGUCAAUGACGAAGUCCGCUACCCACGAUUCCUCUCGACAGAGGCCAUCUCCAUCAUGAGAAGGCUUUUGAGGAGAAGUCCAGAAAGACGACUGGGAGCAGGAGAAAAGGACGCAGAGGAGGUUAAGAAACAUCUAUUCUUCAGGAACAUGGAUUGGAACGGACUGUUGUCCAAGAAGGUGAAGCCGCCAUUCGUGCCGACCAUUCAGGGCGCCAACGAUGUUAGCAACUUCGAUGAUGAAUUUACCUCAGAGGCUCCGAUCUUAACCCCGCCCAGAGAACCCCGAGUGCUGUGCUCCGAGGAGCAGAACAUGUUCUCUGACUUUGAUUACAUUGCUGACUGGUGUUAGCUCCACGUGACCCCGCACCCUCGUCUACACAAAUACAGACACACACACUGUGAACCAACCAACACAGCGAUGACUGUCACAUGAUUUUAAAACUUUCCAUGUUGAGGAAGAGGAGCAGACGCGGCUCUCCGAGCCUUCGGGUAAAACUCUGUGCCAUUGAGAAGAAAAGUCCAGAAGCCUCCUGAGGACCCCCACUUAUUUUUUUAAUCCACAUGAAGAACUUUUUUUUUUUAAAGAAAAAGAAAACAAAUGAACUCUGUUGUUUGAGAGUGAAGGAGUAGGGAGAUGCUUUUUUUUUCUCCUGCACACGUCGCCGUGUCCAUUGUCUGACCACUGAGAAUGUUUUUUCGUAUGAACUCUUGAGAAGACGACUUCAUCACAAUCAUGUUAUUCGGCCACCGUCGUCAGUUGUUUUGAUCUGUACAGGUUAUAUUCAGUCAUGUAUUUUAUUGUUGUGUUUUCCUUAUUUACGAAGCGCUCGCCACAGCUUUAGGACAUUUUAUCUCACUGUAAAGUUCUGCCACCAUCAUGACUCAAAGUGCUGUUCAGUGAACCACAAAUGCUCAAAGCAUCAUCACUGAACAGUCAACUGCAACUAACAUCCUGACUACUACUGCUGCUUCUUCACUUGAAAUCUAAAUCAGUCUUGACACUACACGUCUCCAUGGUUAGGGGCCUGAUCUUUGACCACAACCCACACCAAAAUACUGAUACACUAGCUUCAGUUAACAGUCCACCCAGUCUUACUCCAUCUAUUAAAUAACCAUCAAUGACUUAUCUGGAAAAAUAAUGCAAUUUUUUUUAUAUUAUCGUCUGUUCAAUGCCCUCUAGUGGCUACAUUGAGGAUGACUUUCAGCUGAUCUCAGUUCAGGUGUAGGUGCAGCCCUGUGAUUGGAGCAAUAAAAUCUAACUUUAACAUUAAAUGAAUUACAUUGUCAGAGUAAAGAUCAAUGAAAGUUAUUUCUUUUUGUUCCUCAGUGAAUAGCCAGUUGUAAUGUAUUUGAAGCAAUUUUUUCUUGUUACCUCAAUCAAAGUUUGAACACUAACGUGACAGUUCAAAAGCUACCGAAACCAAACUGAUCCUGUCCCUCUGGAAGCAGCAGACCAACAACUCCUCAUGGUUAAAGAAAAAAACAAAUCCAAUUGUUGGACUGAGAGUGGUGCCAAGGCAAAAGGGCAAAAAAGAGAAACUUGUUUGUCGUUGGGGCUGAGCAGUUUAUUUGUUAUCAUACUAAACUGAUUCUGUUAAAUUGCCAUUGGAAAGCCUCCCAGACUGUUCUGUGAUCAGUUUAAUUUUCUGUGGAAUCAGCAGAGGACUUUGUCACUUUGCAUGUUUUCCAUAAACUGACUCAAAUGUUGGAGACCUGUUGAAAGGAAUCACUACAGGGGAGGGCAGGGUAUAUUAUAUAUACAUACUGUAUGUACACAGUUAAGCUGAAAGCACUAAUUUUAUCAAUAGUUUUUAAUUAUCUACGUUUCUUAAUGAUGAAAAUAGAUUGUACAAAGUUUUUUUUUUUAUUCUUUGCUUGUGCAUGUUGUUGCCAGAACAGAUGAAAAUGUAAUGGAUGGUACACCAAUACUCAAUCCCAACUGUUGCUGUCCCCCCCGGUGUAAAAGAGAUUACUGCAGCCAUUUGUUGCCCAUCAUGAAUGCACAAAUUAAACAUUUGUAAUAGUG